UUAGUUAGUUUCUUACGAAUGUUUAUGUAGUAUUUGUCGUUUGGUGUAUGAGUGAUUUUUUUUGUUCAGAAAAAAAAUUUCAUCAGCACAGAAACCUGAAAAAAUGAUACUAACCAUGGAUAAUAAAAUGUUAAUCAUAUUGUUUGUUACCGCCAUUUUAAUGUUAAUCAAUCAAAAACAAUGUUUGGCUGAUGAAAACAUAAAUGGUGGUCCACCGAGACAAAUUCCAGCUGCAAUCGAUUCAUAUCAUCAAAUUCGUUAUAUUGAAGUUCCAUCAAGAAAACAUGGUCCAAAAGAACCCCAGAUUCAUACCGUAUCAACAAAUUCUUUGCCAAUGAAAUUAUUAUUUCGUAGUACAUCAAGUCGUUUACAAAUUGAUCAACAAGAUAAUCAUAUACCUGGUAUAAUUCGGCCAAUGAUGUCACAAAAUCAAUAUUAUUACAGUCAACCACCAUCAAUCAUGCCACCAACACAACAAUUAUCACCAUCGAUGCCAACUUCUUUACCAACGAUAGCAUCGAUUAUAUCGCCUACAAUUAUUCCAACAAUGUUACCACAAUCAUCAUAUCCAAUUCCAUCAAUAACAUCAUCAUCAGAGCAAAUGAUUCCAUUGGUGUCAACUACUGGACAAUUUUUUCAAUCACAACAACAAUCACCAUCAUCAAUGACAUAUCCAAAUGGUGUGGCUAAUUAUCAACAGGGUAAACAAUUUUUAAUGCCAAUUAUGAAUAUCUAUCCAAUGAUGCCUGUCCAUCAUUAUGGAAAUUCUGUACAUGGCGCCCAUCAUCAUCAACAUCCUCAUCAUCAUCAUCAACAUCAACCAUUAUCUGUUAGUGGCCAUUAUCUUUUACCAAUCAACUAUCAUAAUCAUUAUCGAUCGGCAAAUGAUGGUCCAUUUUGGAAUUCAUUCGGUUAACAUCACGUGAGAAUUUCACAAUCGUUUUCAUUUUGGUUGUAAAUUAUUAUCAUCAUUUCAUCACAU
Messenger RNA from Dermatophagoides pteronyssinus (European house dust mite), 982 nucleotides. RefSeq lists its product as uncharacterized. NCBI's taxonomy places the organism in Eukaryota, Metazoa, Arthropoda, Arachnida, Sarcoptiformes, Pyroglyphidae. The record is from RefSeq and is a predicted model, not a curated record.